AUUUUAUGCCCCGAGUUGACUUCACCCAAAACGCGGAAGGAGAUAAAUUGAAGGUAAAAAUUACAUCUAGAAAGAGAAAGAUAGUAACUUUUACGCUAAAAUUCUUAUCUGUUUCGAUAACGCAACCAUGUCAGCUUAGAUCAUUCAAAAGUUGCUCUGAUUACUGUGUAGGUUUCACGUUUGCUUCGCGGUCCAAAAAGUCGUAACUCGCUAAUUCGUGGUGCGUAAUCAUGAUGUCGGCAGGGCGAGGAAUCGAUGCUAAAACGCUUUGAAAAUGUUCAACAAAUAGGCUUGACUAACAUGCUUGUUUUAGUUCUCUUUUUCACUUCUCAUCCAAUUUUGUUGGUUCUAAAGCUCGAACGAAGUUCCUUCUGACAGGUUCGAGCAUAUUUUACACGGCAAAUAGUAGACACUAUAGUCUUUUAUUUUAUAUUGAAUUUCACUGGUACAUUGAGAAAGGGUUAGAAAGCAAAAUUUCAGUUGUAAUUUGGUAUUAUGAACUGAAUUAAUAACGUAAAUUGGCCAUCGUAAAGAGUUUAAAAGCUGACGUUUUGAGCGUUAGCCGUUCGUCGGAGGAAGUAGAAAAAUGACCCUCAAAAUAAACUUGCAAACGAAGUUGUUGAUGUAGGAGCCGAAGAGACUUAUUGCGAACAUCUUGUAGAUCAUGGUUGGAGGACAUUAGAAAAUUCAUUUUUUAGAUUGACGAUCAUGAUAAAAGUCAAAACUAAACUUGUCAAGUUCAUAAGCCUGCGUUGAAAUUAAAAUAGCAGUUAAAAUAGCCUCCGAUGACGACUGAAUUAUUCAGAUCCUCUCGAACUUUCAUACAAAUAAGGCCACUAUCACAACAAAGAUAUGUAAAUCUAAUUUUGAUAUCUAACUGAGUCGGGGGCGACAGUGCCGGCGGUUUGGCUUUAUUUUUGCGUCUUUAGAUAGAUGAAAUAGACAAAUCCAAUCAUGAUUUCAAAACCCUGAAAGAUGAACAAAAGCCUUAGGUUCCACAAGACCAAGAAGAAAACUUGAAGCACACAUAUUGUGUUUUUAGUUUGAUCAAAAACCUGUCGGCAGUAAUUAUUUACAAAACUUAGGAGACGAGCACCAUAUAGCCAAGGCAUCUCCUAUACAGUUUCACUAGAUUUUGUUUGGUUAUAUAAUCAACAGCACACCAAGAAAAUUUGUCUACUUUCUUAAACCAUGUCUCUGACAUUCGACUUUUUGUUAAACUUGCCCGGUAAAAAGCGAUCUACAAUUUUUUUUAAAGUGGUAAGCAAGAUAACGUUUCCGUGAAUAGAGGUGUAGCAAUUACCCAUGGCAGCUGCCUUUUGGCUCAGCGCACAAGGUUUUAUAACCAGAAAGAAUCACCGAACCCAUCACGCACCCAAACUUCGAAUACGUGCGUCAUAUAAGCCAAGUGCGAGGAAUGUACUGUAAGUUACGGACCGAGUUUUUCCGCCCGGUUUUAAGGCCUGAGCGCAAAGCAUGUCAAACUGUUUUUAACUGUAUUUUUACUAAUAAUAUGCUUUAGUUAUGUUUCUCUAGAGACUAUUUCAACGGAAAAAUUUAAAUCAGCUGUGCCAAUGCAGAUCAGAAUUUUAACAAUUUUCGCAAAAUUUAGUUACAUUCAACUUACAUUUUUGGCCAAAUCGCGUAUGAAAGUCCUACGAAAUACGCCUGUUCCAUUUGCGUGAAGCGAACAAAUCUUCAAACGCGCCGCUGACAAAAUUUGUCGCCGGUAAAAAUUUGGCAAAGUCGACUACAUAAACAAAACCGUAAUAAACUGGUUAAUCAUUUGUCGUAUAAGGUACGACAAGCGUAUGUAAUUGAACUGAAAUCAGUUUACUAGAAAGGCAAAAAUUGUCUUUUGCUGCAAAACUCGAGAUUCCAAAAGUAUUAAACGACUUAGGAUAAAUUCUGGAAUCUGGAGGUGGAAUCCUUUGGCAACUGUGUUGGCCGGUCUUAUGAUCUGAUCAGGCGCUGACGGAAUUAGACGGCUUUCAAAUUUUUAAUGCAGAUACAACAGACGAAACAAAAUUUGUGUUAUGAUUUUGUCGGGACAAUUCUAGUUUUGUAGAUAGAAAUAAGAGAGAUGGUAAGCUUUGAGCUCGGUAAAGAAAUAGAGACAGAUGUUUUUCGUAUUGUCACGAGCGUGGGACAAAGAAAAGUUCUGAGUCCCCAUGAGGAAUCGAACCUCAGAUUUUCGGAUUCCGCGCUCCGAUGCUCUACCACUGAGUCACAGAGACUCCACGGUGAGCGAGAUCUACUACGAAGUUCAUAUGACACACGUCCUACAUACUGCUAAGAUCAGCAAUGUCGAUAGCGUAAUGUUUGUAGAUAGAAAUAAGAGAAACGGUAAGUUUUGAGCUCAGUAAAGAAAUAGAGAAAGAUGUUUUUUUCGUCUUGUCACGAGCGUAAGACAAAGAAAAAAUGAGGACUUUUCUAUUUCUUUACCGAGCUUAAGACUAAGGGGUCAGAGUAAGUCAUCGCUAAGUUUUAGUUUCACAAUCUAUGUACUUUUAGCUUGUUUUCGGAUGAUUUAUAAGAACUUAACCAAAUGUGCGCUUUGUUACAAUAAUGAAGGUUGAGUAUUAGCAAAGCGGAUGUUUCUGUAACUGUUAAGCUUAUGGUUGUUUAGUGUUCUGUAGUGUUUUUAUCAAAGUUUGUAUCUGCUAGCAGUUUUAUUUAUUCUCGACGGUAUACGUUGAUAUUAAGAGCUCUUAACAAACUGAACCAAAAGUAGGCUUAGUUAUUGUUAUGAAGGUUGAGUAUAAGCUUGUAGUUUUCCAAGAAACCUGAGACACAAAGCUGUUUAUUUUCUCAAGUCGCGUUUCGCAUCUCUAAUUUUCGUUAACCUCCACUGAUAGAUCGGGAAAGGGGAAAGAAGUAAACUUAAAGUUGUUUUUUUCGAUAGAGAGAAACAGUGCAAGAGACAGGGAGAGAUACCGAAAGACAGAGAAAAGAACAGAGAUCAGUUAUGAGCACAAUAACAUUUCCGAGAAUUUGACAAUUUUUAAUUAUUUAAAUGUUGCAUGGCAUGCAAAUGUCUCUUUCGAUCGUGUUGUUUUUGAAGCAAGAGAUGCAUCGCUGAUUUAUCGAGGAUACCCUAAAAAUACUAACACUUAACCUGAUCACCGAUUCUGUUUGUGUUUUUUUGGAAAGCUUGAUAAUUUCAAGCUUUCUUUUCACAGGUUUGGGUAUCGUUUCCUUGUUUACUUUCGAAACAAAGACACAAUGCAAAACUGUUUUUUCUUUCUCAAGUCGAGUUUCAUAUCUAUAAUUUUCGUUUAACUCCACCAGUCUAUGUGUAUCGAGAAAGAGGUAAAAGCUAACCUACUUUGUUUUCUUUUAAAGAGAGAGAGAAACAGAGCGAGAGACAGAAAAGAGACAGAGGAAGAAAAGGAGAUCACUGGUAAGCACGAUAACAUUUCCGCGAAUUUGAGAAUUUUUAUUUGUUUAUAAUUUGCAUGGCGUGCAAAUGUCUCUUACGAUCGUAGUUUUAUUUGAAGCAGAAAUAUUAAGGUGGUUUCAAGACAUAUUCUACCAAGAUAGUGUGCUCCUUAAAUUUUUUGCUUGUGUUCCUCUUAAAUUUUAUAAAUUUAGGGAGUUUAGUUUCUUGACGACUCGAUCGAUUUCUUGCUCUUACACGUUUAUAUAAUCUAACUUUUAUGCCCAUAUGGGCAAAUCAACAGAACAUAAUCAACAGAUUACUAAGGAGGACAGCUUUUUACAAAGUAAACCUUAUGAGGGUCUUUUCACAGGUUUGGGUAUCGUUUUCCUUGUUUACCUUUGAAACUUGAAACAAAAACACAAUGCAAAACUGUUUUUUCUUUCUCAAGUCGAGUUUCAUGUCUAUAAUUUUCGUUUAACUCCAUUGGUUUAUCUAGAAAUAAAUAAAAAGCUAACCUACAAUGGUUUUUUUUCGGAAAGAGAGAAAUAGCGCGAGAGAGACAGAAAAAGAAACGGAGAUCAGUGGUGAGCACGAUAACAUUUCCGAGAAUUUGAGAGUUUUUUAUUUAUUUUUGUGAAAUUCAUUAACAAGUUAUGCACCAACCAAUAGGCAGUAUCUGAAUCACAUGUUUACCUCAGUAAACCCCAAUAUAAAUGCACUGUAUGAAAGCGCGGGGAGGGUUUGAAAUUAUAGUGAGGAAAGGCAGGUGUUGAUGAAUUAUGAAUUAGUAGAAUUAUCAACAGGAUUAAUUUUCAUAAAGAUUUCUACAUCAAAUCUAAACGUUUUACAUGCCCUUAAAUAUUACUUUUUCUCGUCACAAAGUUGAUGGGUGCAGUUGUUAAAUACUGAAUUGGCACAAAAGUUUUUGAUAUCAAUUGUUGACGUAUUCGCUGGCAUUGGAAUAUUGGCUAAUAUAUCAUCUGACUAGUCAAAUGUGGUAUCAAAUGCAAAAAUAUAUUAGGAAAGAACGUUCCUGCUAUUAUCCCCUGCGGCCGAAAAUAAAAACUCUGAGGACUUGCAGCAAAACAUUGCACCUUAUUGAUAUAAACUGAAUACACUGCAGCCAAACAUCCAUCAUGCUGAUGACCAACCUCAUGGCACUUGUGUUUUAUAAAACGAGGCUUCUCCUUCAAAUCAUUCAGGCCGUCAUGAAACAUUAUAGAAAAACUUGCAGAACCUAAGUAGUCUGUGUUCGCCAGCUCGAAGACCGAAAAGUUUUCCGCUAUAGAAAUAAAUAGUAUACAUUAAUAACUCAGCUGAGAAUCCUCCAUCAAGGCCUUUUCCCACAAUAUCAAUCAAUAAACUUUAUUUAAGUGUCUAAGACUUCUAGUCAGCCCGGAGGCCGACUAAUCGGGGACACUCCCAAUAAAAUUACUACCAAAUUAAGUUAAGUUGAGUUAAGUUAAGGUAAAAUUAAUUAUCACUUGUUACGAUAUAUAUACAUGCAUAGAAUUUCAUUUACAUUUUAAAAUACGGACUAAAAUAUAAUAAUUUCUACCUAUAUAACUAUAUACAAACUUUAAAUAUGUCUAUAAUUCUAAACACACUUCGGACAAUUCCCUGUAAAGACGUAAUUUGAAACUAGGUUUGCGAGGUCUUUUCUGCGGAUGUUUGAGACGAAUUAUGUCAGAGUUAGCAUAUGUCUGUCCAAGUUUUGACCACAGAUAUGGUCCGAGAUAUCUUAGGUAAUGUUUGCCAUAGUGGACAGAAUAGAUUCUGGAGAUAUGAAAAUCUGAUUUUCUGAGGUUGCACCCAGAUGGAGUGCCCCUGAAUAAAUCUACGACGUUCGAAGGCAGCAGCCUAUGCUUGACUUUGUACAUGAAAAUGGCGAUAUCUUGCAAUUGCAUGUUGUUAUAGAGAGAACAAAUUGGCACGUUUAACUAAGUCUUCGUAUGCGAGGUUCCAGUCACAAAAAACCGCCCUAAGUCCACUUUCAUUUACUCUCUUUAGUUUCUUUUUGUCCGUUGCUUUACAAAAGUGCCAGACAAGGUUACAAUAAGUCAGAUGCGGUAAUAUCUUGGUGACGCCCAGUAAGUUAUUCAGUGGUAUUGAUAGAGUGGCCAUUGAUGUCGACAGAUGUUAGGGAAGGCUCGUGUUUCUUGCCGAUUACCAUGGCUUGGUAUUUGCUUGUGUCCCCCACCAAGUGAUUUUCCUGGAACCAUGAUGACAUUUGGUUCCCUUCGCUCCUAAUUGUGUCCAUUAAGUUCUUGACAUUACUGUGCGCCUAAUAAAGCUGAUGGUCGUCGGCGUACAUUGAUAGACUAGACGCACGACUUAAGUAAAAGAGGUCAUUCUGGUAGAUAUUCCAGAGUAACAGGCCCAAAUUGGAUCCUUUGGGGACAGCCCAUAUUUAUUUCUUUCCAUUCACUAACCGCAGUUCCUAAUUUAGUUAGCUCGGUUGCCCAGAAACAAAUAUUGAUCCUUUAGUUCUUCCUUUGCGUUCUUCAAAGAAUGAGCGCAUCAGUGAUAAGGCCCCUUUCGAGAAGCCGUAAGCCUUUAGUUUAGCCAGCAGCAAGGUGGGAUGCAUCGUAUCAAAGGCCUUACUCAUAUCGGUUGAUAGUACGCCGACAGAUUUACCGUGGUCAAUUGCAUGUUUCCAGUCUUCGACCAAACGAACCAAUGCGGUCUCACAGCUGUACAUUUUACGGUACGCUGACAUGAAGGGGUCAAAAAUCGUUUCAAAAUAUUUUGACAUCUGUUUACUUAGAAGCUGCUCAAAUAUUUUGUCAACCACUGUCAAUGCAGUUAUGGGUCUAUAGUUGGUCUUCUCCAGGGGGUCCUCUUUCUGGAAAACUGGGAUCCAUUCUCCCUUUUUCCAGAUAUUUAGCCAUGUCUUCUCUGUGAUACAUUGAUUAAAAAUUGUUGUCAGUGGGUCUGCGAGUUCUUGUGCCACUAUUUUCAAAGCGUGUGAAGGUAUCAUGUCAAAACCAAUGGCUUUGUUGGUAUUUAAAUUCUUGAGACUUAAAAAAGUUUCCUCUUUCGUUAUGUUCCUGAAGAUAAAAGAAUUAGAGUUUCAUCUACUACGUAUGGCGAGGACGCUCGGGUGUCUAUCGCAUUCUUCAUUGUAAACAAAACAAAGGUUACGUAUUAGCGAUGGAAAAGCAGCCAAUUGCCAGAAAUAACCGCGUUGACAGCUCUAAAUUGCCGGCUGUAUAACGAACACGUGGGGACAAAGCUAGUCGUCAUAAUUAAAUUCUACUUGAAAUGUGUUUCAGACAGCGGUUUGAAAGAGGCCUUGAAAAUAAAAUCUCUCGACAGCGUAAAAGUUCUGAAUCUGAGACGAUUAGAACACGAAUUCAGCUGGUCGAUGUGAUUCUGAUUUUCCAGCGAUAUGCCAUGUAAGUGACGCCAAAGAUAUCACCCGAAAUCGAAGGGAGACCAGUUUACGUUAUAAGUAGUUUGGAAAGGGCAUAGUCAUCACUGAAUACAAUGCUUUUAAAAAAAAUUUUACUUUGUUUUGUUCAACCUCUGAACCUAGAGGUGUAUCGUUCAAAUUAUGAAUUUUUCGAUGGAAAAUUUUUGACAGGCGCAAUGUACUGUAUGCUUUAGGAAAUGACAAAGUUGAGAAUGACCAGCCGCCUGAAGCUGCAAAUGUGCUUUACUGAUUUGAAAAGGUCCCUUACUUGUUGUGCUGAAAACUAGGGAGAACCCUGAAAGUAUGUCAAACUGUUUUAGUUGUAUUUUUGAUAAAAUAUGCUUCGGUUCAGUUUGUCUGGAAACUAUUUUUUUGCAAAAAAUUAAAAUCAGUUGUGCCGAUGCAGAUCAGAAUUUUGACAAUUUUCGCAAAAUUUAGUUCCAUUCAGUAUACAUUUUUGGCCAAAUCGCGUAUCAAAGUCCCACGAAAUACACCGCUCCAUUUGCGCGAAACUGAUUAAGUUCCGGCGAAAAUAAGUAACAUAGAGCCUAUCCGUACUGACAGACAAAACUAGAAUUGCCCCGCCAAAUUCAAGGACAAAUUUUGUCAUAAUAAAUUUUUGUCUCCUCUGUUGCAUCUGCACUAAAAAUGUCGAAGCUGUCAAAAAGCUGUCAAAUUCGGUUGGUAACCAAAAAUAACACCGAUAUUGUAUUUCUUUAUAAUUUAUUCAAGUUAGUUGUGUGCGCUAAAACAUCAAACGUCUUGGCGGGAUAAUGAAACAUGUUUAAAUGCUUCAACUUGUGGCGUGUUUCUUGCCUUUAAUUUCGCUCCAAUGGCAGAAGAAAUCAUGCUUAUGAUGAGCCUAGUAUUAAGACAUCAAUUUCUUAGACACCAAGCAUCUCUUUUGAUGAUUGAACACUAUAGAAGGCGGAGACGCCGGGCACGUCGUUGGUAUUCAUAAGGUGGCACAUUCCAUUGCCUGAUCUGCUCAUACGACUGGUCGCUAUUCGCCAAUGGAUUAAAACUCCAAUUACCGAAAUUCAUCCCAAGUUAAAGUCGUAAAAUCUGCGAGAUUCGCAACGAAGGACAAUUACUGCAAUCUUUCGACAAACUGUACCCAAUUCAGUUACCACACUGAUGGUAGGAUUUACGACAAAUGCAAAAUUGGGGAUUCCAAAAGUGUUAAAACGACUUAGGAUAAAAUAUAUUAAAUUUCACAUGGGAACCAGGUGGACAAUCAGACGUGGUUUGAUGCUUCUCUGGUUUAAAGAUUUAAUUCAUGGAACCGAGAAGUUACAAUUCAUAGACCAAACGUUUCGACACUCCUGUCUAGAGCUUUCAUUAGGGGUGAUCUAAACGCUCCAACAAGAGGUCCUUCUAUAAGCUCACAAAUUAGCUGCCCUUUUUUCUGACGAGGUGCAAAUAGGCGUCAGGAAGUAAGCCGCCAUCAUCACGAUUUAAGGGUGCCAGUCAGUCCUCUAGAGAAAAGUUUUGGCUACAGACUUUUUAUGGCAAAUACGGUGGUGACAAUCGAAAGCGAGGUAUUUGUCGGUGUGGGUAGGUUUACGAUAGACACUUGUCUCUAACUUCCCUUGUUCCCCUCUGUACGCAUUUAAUUCUAGAAAGGGCAAAUUUAAAUUUAAUUCAAAAAUAAACAGUUCUACUGGAUUCAAGUGCGAUAGGAAACGUUGGGUCUAUGAAUUGUAACUUUUCGGUUACAUUCGUUAAAUCCUUAAACCAGAGUAGCAUCAAACCAUGUCUGACUUAAGAUAAAUUCUGGAAAAUGGAGGUGGAAUCUUUGGUAACUAUGUUGGCCGGUCUUACGAUCUGAAAAGGCGCUGACGGAAUUUAACGGCUUUGAAAUUUUUAAUGUAGGUACAACAGAGGAAACAAAAAUUUGUCCUAUGAUUUUGUCGGGACAAUUCUAGUUUUGUCCGCUGGGGCGGAAAGGCCCUAAGAUACACGAAAACCCUCAGUAAGUUACAGCCCUUAAAAUAACCUAAAAUUGACACGUAAUUAGCAUCUCGGCGCGGAUGAUAUGUCUGAUGAGGUAGGCGCGUUCCGAGCCUACCCCAAUACUUGACUAGCUUUACUGAAAAGAUGGCAUCCUAAAAAGUGGUACUUCUAGUAUUUAACUGACCCGUGAGAUUUAUAUUUGGUUAAGACCUGUAUGCAGCUCAGAGGACAUCUCAAACCCAUCUCAAGGGCCAUCCAGUUUUCCAUCCCAUUUAGUUACUUAGCCGUCGCCAUUCCAGAGUAUGUCUGACUAUUUACUUUGCAUUUUUUUUAGCAGUAACCUUCAAGAAAAAUGCCGCUAAAAUCGUUGAUUUUCAAGCUUGUUUUAAGAUUAUCUUUAAAUGGUGCGAUGCCUGGAUUGGGGUUUCUAGUAGAUUUCGCUGAAGUGGCGAACGAUUGCUGUAAUGGUAAUUAUCUUGGUGCAGGAUUAAGCCUAGUGUUUGGGUCUCUAAACGUUAGAGAAACACUAGAAUAAAGUGCCGUUAAUUAAUAAAAUCAAACGAAAACAUUACUUGUAUAGACCAGGGAAGGAAAUCUUGGAUUGCAAAUGGCAAUUUUGAACAAUUUAAACGAACUUUCUUUUGAUCCGCAAACCGCGACGUAGCUCCUAUAAAGUCAAUUUUACGACUACAUUUUAUAUUGCUGAAAAAUUACUAUCAGCCGCAAGUAGAAACAAGAAAAUGGAUCACCAUCUGUCGAUUGCUGGAACGUGAAUAUCAAUCUCGUUCCCAGGGUCCUCUCUCUUCCUCCCUCGAGAAAGGAAGGGAGGGAGAGGACCCUAGGAACGAGGUUGUCCGAUCAUCUGUACUCUGAGAGAUAUCGCCUUUGUUUUCUACCAAAGGUUCCCAAUAAGAUUAACAGCAGCGGAAAAUUUACCUAUCUAUUACCACUGUUGUAGAUUUUAAAUAAUGGUCUUUAUACUCUAUACUGUCUACUAUUAGUUUGUUUUCGAAUGAUUUAUCAGAACUGAACUAAAUGUACACUUUGUGACAGUUAUGAAAGUUGAGUAUUGGUCAACCGAAUGUUUCUGUAACUAUCAAGUUAACGGUUUAGUGUUUGUAUUUGCUGGAAGCUGUAUUUAUUCUCGACAGUAUGCGUUGAUUAUUAGGAGUUCUUAACAAACUGAACCAAAUGUAAGCUUUGUUACAGGUGCCAGACUGAGACUAAGGGGUUAGAGUGAGUCAUCGCUUAGUUCAAGUUUCACAAUCUAUGCACUAGUGUUUUUUUUCCGGAGGAUUUAUCCGAACUGAAGCAAAGGUGUGCUUUGUUACGAUUAUUAGGGUUGAGUAAUAGCCAACCAGAUGUUUCUGUAACUAUCAAGCUUAUGGUUGUGUAGUGUUUUGUAGUGUUUUAUCAAAGUUUGUGCUUGCUAGCAGUUGUAUUUGUUCUUGAUCGACAGUAUACGUUGAUAUUAGGAGGUCUUAACAAACUGAACCGAAUGUAGGCUUAGUUACUGUUAUGAAGGUUGAAUAUAAGCCAACCGGAUGUCUCUCUAAACUACAGGCCUGCGCGUAUUCAGUGUUUUGUCAGUUAAAAGUUUGUAUGCCGGUUAUCCCCGUCUGUUUACGUUGAUAUUAAGAGAUGUUAACAAAAUGAACCAAAUGUAGGCUUAGUUACUGUUAUGAAGGUUGAUUAUAAGCCAACCAGAUAUCUCUCUAAACAACAGGCCUGCGCGUAUUCAGUGUUUUGUAGUGUUUUGUCAGUUGUAAGUUUGUAUGGUUAUCCCCGACUGUAUACAUUGACAUUAGGAGGUCUUAACAAAAGGAACCAAAUUUAGGCUUAGUUACUGCUACGAAAUUUGUGUAUAAGCUAACCGGAUGUCUCUGUAAACUACAAGCCUGGGCGUUUUCAGCGUUAUGUAGUGUUUUAUCAGUUGAAAGUUUGUAUAGUUAUCCUCGACUGUAUACAUUGAUAUUAGGUGGUCUUAACAAAGUGAACCAAAUGCAGGCUUUGUUACUGCUAUGAAGGUUGAGUACUGGCCAACAGGAUGUUUCUGUAACUAUCAAGCUUACGCGUAUUCAAUGUUCUGAAGUGUUUUGUCAAAGUUGUUCUUUUGCUUAUCAGCUGAAAUUGUAGAGUACUUUGAGAUUGAAUGGUUACAAUAAUAUAUGCACCUUUUGUGUGUUCUAAAGGAAGUCUUUUGGUUAUGUUAUUUUAAAGUAAGGCAACAAACUCGACGGCUCCUGACAAUGUAAGUUGUUUUCUGAACAAUUACAUGAUCUGGCAAUGACUUGCAAUUUUGUGGUGAUAUUUACCGAACCGUCAAACACAGUUGUAAACUAAUUGCCCAAGUAUCUCAUAUAUUUAAGAGUUGGCUCUUAUUUCAGCCUUGGACUCUCAGAAUUUUGCAAAAUCAUUUUCUGAAAUCAUCUCAGGUGAAAUUAUUUUACCCAAAAAAAGGUCUAACAUACCGCCGAUCUACAGUUAAAGCCUACAGAGACUGAAAAAAUUGCGAGUCCGAUCGAAGCGUUGCAAACUCCAAAUUAACGCUAUCUAAUAAAAAUAUUCGUAAAAUAGUAAUUGUGCUAAGAAAGCCUGGUGGAAUUCCCAUUUUGAAGUUUAAUUCAAUUUUAAGGUAAUUUUAAAAUACUUUAAAAGGUAAUCUGAAACAAAUUCUAAUUGCCUUCAGGAGGGGAGAGAGAAAGGAAGGGGGGGGGGGGAGCACAGUUUUAAGGCAAAGUUCAAAUGUAAUAAUGUCUCCUGUGGGGUUUUUGUAUGUCAUUAACACCAUUACCGUCACUGGAACUAAGAUAUAUUGAGUAAUAAGUAUUCCAUCGUGUAAUUAACACUACACUUCAUUACAGGAGGCAAAAAAUAAUAAUAUAAAAUUGCUUGUGCCAUUUUGACACACUCUAACAAUUUUCAAGGUUAAAUGUUUGAACAUUCAAACCAGGCAGUAGGGAAACUUAAAUUUCCUGUCAAUUAAUGUGUUUUCAUACUUGAUAAAAUAAGUUUCCCAAUAAAGAAUAAAACUUUUCCUUGAAAUAUGUAAGCAAUGGGGACAACGGCAACAUAAUCUUAAGAGUGAGUGCUCAUUCAAGGCUGGGGGCUUAUUCAAUUUUCAACCUUUUUUUGGCAAGUCAAUCAGGCAUAUGAAUUUUGCAUCGUGGGAUGGAGACGGUGGUCUUUACACCUAGUUGAUUUUUCGCAGCAACUUUGAAAAUUUGGAAAUUUGAUCAGUCAGUUGAUUUCGCAGAAAACUUCGAUCGUAUGAGAUGCAAGACUAAGACGUUCGGUAAAGAUUCGCAUAAAAAGCUUUAACAAGAAAAUUUACGACAUAUUUAGAACUUUAGAUAAGUAAUCGUACGCGCAAAAUAAAUUGUAUAAUUCAAAAUGCGGACUUAGCUUGUAUAACAUGCACCCCAACAAGUCCCUAAAGACGCACAGCAAGAAUUUACUUUUAGCAGGAAAUGUCGAGCUAAACUUCGUAAAUAAACAGGCAGUGACAACUACUACUAGAAAGUUAUUGCGAAGAAAAAAACUGGUCUCGAAAAUCAUUGUAAAUAUAGUAUAGUGAGGCUCUCUUUUUGGUGUCAAUUUUACAUUAAUGGCGUUACCAAGGACAGGCUGAUAUAUUGCAAUUUUUGGCCUAAAAACCGCAAGAUCUGUACUUCCCCUCGGUGAGAUGUAUUCAUUCUUUGCCACAAGAUAAUAAUACUGCCUGACCUUUUUAAUCGUUAAAAACUCGAAGUUGAUGAAACGGUUUUGCCAAUAUCCUCUAAGUUUUCAUUUUUUUGAAUAUAUUCGAUUACCUCUGACAGAUUUUAACAAGAACUAGCUAUUUGAUGCGAAAUGGAUUUGGCUAGGACUGAGCCAUUUACAUAGAAACUGUUUCGUUUUAUUUUUUUUUUAACAUUUGAAUAUACCUUUUAAGCAACAGUGGUGCGAUUGCAUCGAGCCGCCAUGUUUGUUUAGCUUUUUGACAGUCUUAUAGCUCGAGCGCUAUGAUCGCGUCCAGAUCUCGAGCGAUCAAAAAACCCCAACCUCUUUGAGGUUACACGAAGUACGCCCGCUCCGCUUUCGCGAAAUUACGUUCCUAUGAGUAACAAUAAGGUACAAAUAAAAACCUCAGUAAAUUCUCUGCCUUAAAAUAACCCUACAUAAACACGUAAAAUUUAGGCGCGGAUGACAUGACUGAUGAGGCAGGCGCGUUCCGAGCUUACCCGAUACAUGACUGGCUUUACUAAAAAGAUGGCAUCCUAAAUAGUGUUACCUCCAGCUGUAUUUAAUUGACCCAUGAGUUUUCUAUUUGGUUAAGACCUGUAUGCAGCUGGACAUCUCAAACCCAUCACAAGAACCAUCCAGGUUUUCAUCCCACUUAUUCACAAUUUCAGAGUAUUCAUGACUCUAACAUAUUUUUUCGCAGCAAACUUCCGCAAAAAUGUCAAACGAAUCGUGGACUAAAUAUACAUUAAAGUUUAUUGGCUGGAUUAUUUUACGAGCGGCUGCGGAUCAUAUGCUGUCUGGAUUACGAACUGCACUAAAUUUCGCUGCAGUGGCGAAGAAUUUCUAUGAUGGUGAUAUGGUUAGAGGAGUAAUAAACUUGCUCUAUGGAGUAUUAUGCCUUUUUACUUUCGCUGCAUUGACCACUGUGAAGGAUGUAGCGGGACAAAGUGUAAAAGAGGCUUGUGAAUAUGGUUUUAAAAGAAUUUUUCCUACAGCUGAAAGGAAAGCGACCAAUGCAGUUGGAAAAGAUCUAGCUGCAAGGGAUUUCGUGGAAGGAAUAGUUAAUGAAGGGGAGUUUUUCGGAGAUGUCAGGACCACGUUUACUAGGGUCGUUUCAGUAAGUUAUGAAGGCGUACUUGAAGUCUUUGAAAGCUUCUCAAUGACCCGCCGAUACCGACGGGCUUAAAAAACGAAAAAACUACUAAGCCCUUUUGCUUAAAAAUUGGCAAAUGUUAACCGUUAGUCGUUAGAAAAGUUAACCACAACUUAGCACUUAUAAAGUCAACUUUACGACCACAAUUUAUACUACUGCAUGCAAGUAUCAGCCGAAAGUGGAAACAAGAAAUAGAUUAAUAUCCGUUGAUGACAGGAACUCACCAUCGAUCUCGUUUCCAGGGUUCUCUCUCUUCCUUCUCGAGAAAGGGAGGGAGAGAUUACUUGAGUAAUUGACGUUUAUGUUUUACAAUACAUGUACUAUAAGUUUUUUUUCGGAGGAUUUAUCAGAACUGAAGCAAAUGUGCGCUUUGUUACAAUUAUGAAGGUUUAGUAUCAGCCAACCAGAUGUUUCUGCAACUAUAUCAAGCUUACGGUCGUUGAGUGUUCUGUACUUUUUAAUCAGAGUUUGUAUUUACUAGUUGCUGUAUUUAUUAUCGACAGCAUACGUUGAUAUUAGGAGGUCUUAACAAACUGAACCAAAUGUUGGCUUUGUUACUAUUGUGAACGUUAAGUAUUAACUUACUAGAUGUCUCUGUAACUAUUACGCCUACGCGUAUUUCAUUUUCAGUAGUGUUUCAUCAGUUGAAAGUUUGUAUAGUUAUCCUCGACUGUGUACAUUGAUAUUAAGAGGUCUUAACAAACUGUAGGAAAUGUAGGCUUUGUUACUGUUAUGUGGGUUGAAUUUGGCUAACCGGAUGUCUCUGUAAACUACAGGCUUACGCGUAUUCAGUAUUCGUUAGCGUUUUAUCAGUUGAAAGUUUGUAUAGUUUUCCUCGACUAUAAGCAUUGAUAUUAAGAGGUCUGAACAAACUGUUCUUAAUGUAGACUUUGUUUCUAUUAUGGAGUUGAGUAUUAGCUUACUGGAUGUCUCCGUAACUAUAAUUAAGCCUUCGUGUGUUAGGUUUUCCGUAGUGUUAGCGAGCAGCUGUAUUUACCCUCGAUAGUAUAUGUAAAUAUCAAAUAAAAUGAACAGUGCU
Molecule: messenger RNA, 14671 nt
Organism: Pocillopora meandrina
Lineage: Eukaryota; Metazoa; Cnidaria; Anthozoa; Scleractinia; Pocilloporidae
Source: the annotation of a GenBank genome assembly